AUUUCCAAUAAAAAAAUGCAAUUAGGUAGUGUUGUCACCACCAUUGUAGCACAAAAUCAGGAUGCAUGUUUCUAAACUCUGUUGAUGUAUUAUGCGAUAAUAUAACAUGCACAAAACAUAAUACUUGAAGAUACAAUUUCCUUAAUCUCUACCAAUAACAAAACGAAACAGGAAUCGUUCACAGCACUCCAUCGCCCCGCGCGUCUCCUGUUUUGCCCGACUCCCCUUCUGCCCCGCAGGCCCACAGCCCCACAUCGGUACUAUGUCCCUCGAUCAGUCCACACCGACGUUGACUCCCAAUCACCUUGGCGUUGCGCACCCUGCUAACCACAUGCCGCUCUGCAGCCCACAAUCCUGCCCCGCCACGUGCUCACCGCGGCAGCUCCCCGCUCGGUCGCUCCUAGCUGCCCGCUCCCAGGUCCCAGCGCGUGGCCGGUCGGCAGGCAGCCAACAGUGGCGGUUUGCGGGAGAGUGGAGACGGGCGGUCCUGGUCGGCAGCAGGCAGUAGCAGCCGUGGCGCAGCGCUAGGCCGGCUGCGCCUCCUGCUCCUCCUCGCCACCUCCACAGUGUUCAAGGCAACGCCGCUGCCGCCGCCACCACCAAGCGCCUCCAACGCCAACGCGGACGUGGGGGAUGGCACCCGCCUCUCCUCAUUCACCACCACCACCACCCCCACCUCCUCCUCCUCCUCCUCUUGUGACGACGGCGGCGGCGGCUCUCGCCCUACUCGACAGCAGCAACCAGGGCCGGAUCUGCCGUGGGAUGAAGAGAAGGACGGGGCGUCUGGAGGUCGGCUAUAGAGGCCGCGAGAAGGAGGCAGCCCAGAGGGCGCAAACGGCCAGCGACCAAGCCAGGCAACCAGCCGGCAGCCCCCAGCCACAGGCCGCAGCCAACUGCAGCAGGCACGCCAUCGGAACCCGGCAGCAGAGCUGCACUCUGCAGAGCAAACACCAUACUGGCAGGAGCGUAGCAGGACCUUACUUGACCAGUCUGGAAAAGUAUUAGGCCUAGAUCCUAAUUCCUGAAAGGAUAGCACAUAAUUGGGCAGCCAUUUGGCGGAGCAGAGUAUACAAUGAAAGGUCAAUGCUAUGCAGCAUGAACUGAGUACA
Messenger RNA from Sorghum bicolor (sorghum), 1109 nucleotides. RefSeq names its product leiomodin-2-like. The transcript is spliced from 3 exons. The record is from RefSeq and is a predicted model, not a curated record. Bases 634 to 1005 code for a protein of 123 amino acids. NCBI's taxonomy places the organism in Eukaryota, Viridiplantae, Streptophyta, Magnoliopsida, Poales, Poaceae.